This is a messenger RNA of Aspergillus ibericus CBS 121593, 1662 nucleotides long. RefSeq names its product carboxylesterase family protein. The record is from RefSeq and is a predicted model, not a curated record. The coding region runs from base 1 to 1662 and encodes 553 amino acids. The transcript has 3 exons. Lineage: Eukaryota; Fungi; Ascomycota; Eurotiomycetes; Eurotiales; Aspergillaceae.
AUGCGUCUCCUCAACGCGGCCUAUUCUCUUCUCUUUUCUGGUCUCACGGCGUUUUCCUUCUCGAGUUCGCUGCCGGUGGUGGAUCUGGGUUAUGAGUUGCACCGGGCGAUUUCUUUUGAUGAAACGACCCAAACCUACAACUUUAGCAACAUCCGUUAUGCUGCAACCCCCACUGGUACUCAGCGAUUUCUGCCGCCACAACCUCCAAGUAUAAACCGCACAGAGAUUCAGACUGGCUCCGUUGGACGCGUCUGUCCUCAGGGAUUACCGAUAUGGAGUGCGGAAAUCAUGGUCCCGUUUUUGCAAAGCGUGCUCUUAGGGACGCCGUUUAAUCAGUCUGGCAACAUCAGCGAUUAUCCGGUUGUCUGGCCACCUGGGGAUUCCAGAAUCACGGAAGACUGUCUCUUUUUGGAUGUGAUUGUACCAAAGGGUAUUUUUGAAGGAGGCAGCAGUGGGCAAAAUGCGUCGGCGCCAGUGCUGGUUUGGAUUGAUGGAGGUGGAUACGUUGGCGGUGACAAGACUGAAUGGGAUCCGAAAGGUCUCUUCAAGAGGGGUAUGGACACAGGGGAGGAAUUCAUCUAUGUGGCCAUCAAUUAUCGGUUGGGUGCUUUUGGCUGGUUGUCGGAUGCCAAGGGCAUGGCCAAUGCUGGGCUUCAUGACCAGCGACUGGCCCUGCAGUGGGUGAGGCAACAUAUCAGCCUCUUUGGAGGAAAUUCCGGUCAGAUCACCGUCAUGGGCCAGUCUGCUGGCGGGGGAUCCAUUAUCCAUCAAAUCGCAGCACGUGCGAAUGGAACUGCGGACCUGCCCUUUCACCAGGCCAUCAUCCAGAGUCCGACCUGGUAUCCACUCUCGGUGGAGCAGCAACAGUCAAGCCUACGUCAGUUCCUGCGGUUGCUCAACGUGUCGUCGGUCGAGGAAGCGCGCCGUCUUCCCUCAAGCCAAUUAAUGGCCGCCAAUGCCUAUCAGAUAGCGACCACGCCAGUCUAUGGGACGUUCACGUAUGGCCCGGUCGUUGACGGGAGCCUCAUCCCGAAAUUACCGAGCCGGGCUAUGCUGGCUCCUAACUUUAAAUGGAAAAAUCUCCGCGUUAUGACAAGCCAUACGUCCAACGAAGGGCUAGCAUUUACUCCACCAGCCGGAGCCAAUAGCUCCGCCUAUCCAUCCAUUAUUGAGGCUUAUGUCCCGAGUCUAACGCCUGAAUCGAUCGAGGACAUAGCGCGGAAAUAUUAUCCCUCCAGGUACAAUACCUCCUCCACGGAGAGCCUCGGGUACGGCAGUCCCCUAGAGAGGACAGCUCUCACAGUGAGCGACGCAUUCUUUCGAUGCAAGAAUCUCUAUCUCAACGCGGUCUUCGACACCGCAUACGCGUCUGUCUUUAAUGUACUGCCGGGAUUGCACUCACAAGACCUCGCCUUCACAUUCUACAACCACUCUCAGCCAGGUGCGAGCGUAGGUCCGUUCGACACAGGGCUGGCUUUGACGAUGCAGGAUUAUAUUAUAUCGUUUGUGAAGCGGGGCGUUCCAUCUUCGGCGAAUGCGACAGAUUGGGGAGCAUAUGCGGACGAUGAACGCGUGCUAGAUAUGGGACUGCAGGACAUCGCCAUGACUCCAGAUCCGGUAGACAAGAAUCGGUGUCGGCUCUGGUGGGAUAUCAGCGGGUGA